GGACACGGGGACAUGGGGACACGGGGUUGGGGACAUGGGGCCACGCCGGGCCACGUUGUCCUUGACCGGUGCCACGUCUUCUGCUACGACCCCGCGGGGCUGCCGGCCGCCCCGCGCCCGCCCCGGCUCUUCCAGGACCCCUCGUGGCUGGCGGAUUGGGGCCGCUUCGGCUGCGCCGCGACCCCCCGCGCCCCGCCGGCAGGCGGGGAAGGGCUGGUGCCCGCCGAUGCCACCUACGCGGUGACACCGGCGGCGGGGACCCCGCCGGGGGACGGCCGCCCGCAGACCCUGCUCCUCUUCCUCUUCGUGCGGCACCGGGACCCCUUCCAGCCCUACGACGCCGGCACCCGCCGCCUGCUGCUGGCGCACGCGGAGCCGCUGCUGCUGGGCAGCCGCCGGGCCCUGACCCGCGGCGUCCGCGCCCUCGUCCACCCGCUGCUGGAGGCGCUGAGCCGGCGGGCGCAGGGCCAGGAGCGGCUGGCGCGGGCCCUGCCGGUGGCGCUGGACGCGGUGAGCGCCGUGGUGGCCGCCAGCACCAGCGCCCGCUUCCGCCGGCGGUGCCUGCGCAUCAUGCAGGUCGCCGACACCCCGGCGCUGGCCGCGGCCGCCCACCAGAGCCUGGCCGAAAUCUCCCGCUGCCGCCUCCUGCGCUGCGCCUCCUGCGACCCCCCCGCGCCCCCGGAGGCGCCGGACGCGGGGGGCACGGAGCAGGGCGACCCCAGGGCGUCCCCCAGCACGGGGGGCACCCAGGACCCCCCCCCGGACCCCCCCGAGGGGAGGCAGUGAGGGAGCCCCCAGGUGGCCCCCAGUUAGCCCCAG
Molecule: messenger RNA, 819 nt
Organism: Cygnus olor (mute swan)
Lineage: Eukaryota; Metazoa; Chordata; Aves; Anseriformes; Anatidae
Gene: TOP6BL
Product: chromosome unknown C11orf80 homolog
Exons: 6
Coding region: 13-786 (257 amino acids)
Biological process (GO): meiotic DNA double-strand break formation
Source: RefSeq, a predicted model, not a curated record